This is a messenger RNA of Quercus robur (English oak), 3112 nucleotides long. RefSeq lists its product as uncharacterized. The transcript has 2 exons. Bases 2518 to 2976 code for a protein of 152 amino acids. The record is from RefSeq and is a predicted model, not a curated record. Gene Ontology annotation, molecular function: zinc ion binding. NCBI's taxonomy places the organism in Eukaryota, Viridiplantae, Streptophyta, Magnoliopsida, Fagales, Fagaceae.
CUCUCAUAAUUGUAGAAUUAUUGCAUACACAUACAUACAUACUGAAAGAGAAAGAAAAAGAAAAUAAAAUCCCAAUUAGUUCAAUUGAUGGAACCCAUAAUAUAUAUGUUCAUGUUGGUAAUUUACCAAGAACCUAACAACCAAUUUCUGAUAAAAUUAUUUGUGUUUUGCAUAUAAUUAAUUACACUGAUAAAAAAAGUACUUUGUACACUUCUGGGAAAUGCUUAUAGGUGCAAACUUGGGUGUAGUUAAACAUUGUUAUUAGCCUAGUCUUGAGUCUGAAUGAGUUCCAAGGUUUAACCUAGUCAAGCUUGGAUAGUGCUGUUUACACCUGAAACCAUCAUGGACAAGGUAUAUAUGGUAGGGAUGAAUGUGUUUUGAGUGUGGAUCUUAAUAGGUUUAUGCCAUGUGAACUUGUGGUAUGUCUAGAUUUGUAAAAUUCAGCACUUUUUUUUUAGUUCAUUCAUAAAACUGGUUUGUUUUUAAGGUAUUAUGAUGUAGCCAUGGAAGGUUAAUUUGUUACUAGUUUGCAAAUUAUAAUGGGGUUCCCAUGUGAAGUCCAAUUGAAAUACAAAUCAUGCAGUUUUAAAGGUUUAGUUAUGUUUUCUAGGAUUAAAUCCAUUUUAAUUUUGGGCUUUUAUUUUACAUGUUACAGUCAUUUUUGUAAACAUGGUCAAAGCUGUCAUUUCAAUAACUACUGCAAAUUAAGGGUAAUUAGGUAAUUCAAUUGAGUCUGGGAUUAGAUCCUAAGUAUCUUUGGUAUAUUUUCUUUGAGUCAAAGUUAGCCUUUUAUCACCUUAUUAAGAUCUAGAGUCUUAUGCAUCUUAUUGUACUGAGUUGAUUAAUAAAAAUAUUGAGCAUUUUGAGCAUUGAGGCUCACUGACCUUAUUGUUAUUUUUCUUCUUUUCUCUUCUCUUUUCUUAUUAUCUUUCUUGCAUUAUUAUUCACGAGUACUGCUGAUACAGCCCCUGAAGAGUAUAUAUUUCUCACUUUCCCUUCUUCCUUAGUAGAACAUAAUGUAUGGGAAGACAGAUUCGCUUAGCUUAUUUCUAGAUUUACGAUAAGACAAAGUAGGGUGUGUAGUAAUUUUAAAAAAUGGUAGCUUGGUCUCUCAUGGAAAAUGGUUGUUUGAAAACAGGAGUCCUAAGGGAUACCUCUCACAAGUGAAAAUGCAUGUCUUGGCUUUCUAAAUAACACCCAUGAAAAUAGCUUGUUAGAGAUUAGUAGAAAGAAUUAUCUUUUGAAUGACCUUUUGCUUAAGGGAUGCUUAUAGUUAUCUCCUUUUAUAAGUUGCAAAUUUUCCAGUUGCAUUUUAAGAGAAACCUACAUUGGUUUUUUGGUAUGUGUUUUGUGGAUAUCAAAUGAAAGCUUAAGUAUGUCAUUCCUUAUUAAGCGAGGAUAAAUUGCUUAGCCCGUCAGGGGUGAAAAGUCCUUGAAUUACUCGAUAACUGGUUCUAGUGGAUGGGAUCAAUUACCCAUAGAAGUUUGAUUAACAGUGAGGAUUAUUGUAUAGUAUGCUUUGCGACCUGCAACGAAUUUGAGUGAAGUUCUCCGAUGUUAUCAAAAAAAAAAAAGUAUGACAUUCCUUAUUGAGUGAAACAACAUAUGUCUAUGGUAAUCUAAGACAAUGUAGUGUCAUUCACAAUUCAAUCCUUUGGUCCAAUGAACAAUUGUCAUGGUUUAUGUCAGGGGUGACGGAUUCUUGACAUGGUGCCUUUAACAAGAUGAUAUUCAUUUUUAAAAUAACUUAAACAAAAACCAAGCAUCCGAUAUCUUUUGGGCUUCGUUAGAUCUCAUAUCUUUUGGGCUGUGUUAGGAACUCAAAGCAAGCUUCCACAAAAUUACUAAAUUAGUGUUACUAACCAAAGGAGGAUUGCCAGUAGUGUACUGAUUUUUGUUUUAGAUUUUAAUUUAAAAUUUAGUACCAUUUGUGUCAAGAUUUUAUACGAUAUUGAUUUAAGAGUGUGCUUCACAAUGGAUUGUUUCUAGUCAACUCCAUUUGUAAUUGUGCAUGUUCCCGACCAUCAUUUGACAAUAUAUAUACAGUUUAUCUUUUAAAUAUGUGCCUUGACAUUCAUUUCUGCUAGAUAAAUGUGCAGCUUCCACAUCGUUACCUAUCCAAAAAAAAAAAAAUUGCAGCUUUCUAGUAAACUCCAUUUGUAAUUGUGCACGUUCCCGACCAUCAUUUGACAAUAUAUAUACAGUUUAUCUUCUAAAUAUGUGCCUUGACUUUCAUUUCUGCUAGAUAAAUGUGCAGCUCUCACAUCGUUACCUAUCAAAAAAUAAAUAAAUGUGCAGCUCUCAACCAUGUGCGCACUUUCAUAGUAUCAAUUUUGGUAUCGGAGCUUUACCUCGAGGAUUGGUAGAAGCAUUGGUGCAGGCACUUGUAUUGUGGCAUUUCCUUGUAAUUUUUGGUAGUUUCUAGGGCCUCUUGUCUACAAAUAAAUAGAUAAAUAUAUCAUAAACAAUAUAUUUCGCAUCAAAGAAUGUUCAUUUUCAACAGGAUUCAAAUUUUACAUGAUGAGUACACCUGAGGAUUCUAAAGAAUCUGAUGAGCUGAAAUGCACCUGUGGGCUUCCUGCAAAACUGAGAGUAUCUGAAACUCCCAAGAAUCCAUUUAGGUUAUUCUAUAAUUGUUCCAAGGGUAUUCAUGACCAAUGUGAAUAUUUCCACUGGGCUGAUGAACCAGCUGCAACUGGUGAUAGACAAACUGAUGAGCUAAAUCUCAUUCGCAAUGUGUGCAUUCAACUACAACGAAGAAUGGGUAAGAUCGAAGAAGAACAUGAGGAUGAGAAGACUAUCUGGAAUGAAGAAAAAUCUGCUCUAAUGUCACAACUAUCAACUGUCCAAGCUGAGCUAGAUGGAAUGAAGAAAAGAAUAAAGAGGGCAAAUGAAUCUGAUCUUAUGCCCCCAGUUAAUAAAUUCUCCAAAUCAGAUGAUGAGGCAGAUGAUGCAAUAAUCAUACAUACUCUAUAGGCAAUCAUACCAUGUAUAGGAUAGAUGUAGAAUCAUUUUGAGCCAGUCUUUUUUGCUUAUUUUGUCCACAUUUGGCCUGGUUAGUUGUUACAUGCAGGAGGUAUAUUUUCAUGUAACCUAUAGCUAGGAAUAUAUU